AAAAGGGUAUGUCAGAGAAUAAAAACCAUUAGUUAUUUUUGUUGUAUUCAGUCAUUGAGUGCAACAUAGGUAAAUUUAUGAAGUCAAUGGCAGGGAAAACUAUAGUGAUAAUAAUUAUUAAUUAACAAUAGUCUAAAAGUAUAAUUUUGUACUGUGAAUAUAUCACUGUGGAGGGAUAGUGUUCGUUUUUAAUUUAGAUCAAACAAUCGUUGCUUAAUACAACCAGUCAUUGUGUUUUAACUGUAAAAUGAUUGAAAUAAUUGUGUACCUGAGUGUUGUUAUUCUUGCGGUGUUGUGGUGUAACUUCAAAUGGAAUAACAGACAUUUUGAAAAAUUAUAUGUUAAAAUGCCGGGACCUCCGUCAUACCCAAUCGUUGGAAUAGGACUUCAAUUUAUUGGAUCACAAGAACAGGUCAUGAGCAAAAUCUUUGAGCUUUUGAAACAAUACAAUAAUCCAGGGCCAUUUAGUUUUUGGUUAGGACAAUAUUUUGCAGUUGCCAUCACUAAACCAGAAGACGUACAAAUUGUCUUAAAUAGUUCAAAGGCACUUAAAAAAGGACGAAUGUAUGACUUUUUCAAGACCCUUGCGGGUGAUGGUUUGUUAAAUGCACCAGUUGAUAAAUGGCGGAAACAUCGUCGCAUGAUCACGCCUGCAUUUAAUGCAAAUCUUUUGGAACAGUUUUUCCCCGUGUUUAACGAAAAAAAUAAAAUUUUUAUCAGAAAUAUUGCAAAGGAAUUAAAUAAAACACAACCGUUCGAUCUCUGGGACUAUAUUGAGCCAAUUGCUCUUGAUACUAUUUCUCAAACUACGAUGGGAUACAAUCUUGACACUCAAUCAAACAAUAAAGAGUGUGAAUUCGGCGAAGCAAUUGUACGAGCAACAGAUUUGCUCGCGAAGCGCAUUUACAAACCAUGGUUAUAUCCGGAAAUCGUGUUUUCAAUGUAUUUGAAGCUCACUGGACAGCAAAAAGUCUUCGAAACAGUAAAAAAAUUUCCAUUACAGGUGAUCAAGGAAAAGAAAGUUGAAUUCGACCAGAGAAGAGAAGCUAUUAAUGCUAAAAAAAACGUUAAAGACAAUGACGAUGAAAUUCAAUCAAAACUAUUUUUGGACAUAUUGUUCAAACUGAACAUUGAAGGUGGAAACUUUUCAGAUAAAGAUAUUAGAGAUGAGGUUUUAACAAUGUUGGCUGCGGGCAGUGAUACCAGUGCUAUAACAAUCAGUUUUUGUCUCUUUAUGUUAGCCAUACAUCAAGAUAACCAAAAAAAUGUAUAGUGUAUACGAUGAAAUUUACGAAAUAUUUGGCAAAAGUGAUCAAGAAAUAUCCAUUGAAGACACUGUUAGACUUGUGUACUUAGAAAAAGUGAUAAA
Molecule: messenger RNA, 1369 nt
Organism: Myzus persicae (green peach aphid)
Lineage: Eukaryota; Metazoa; Arthropoda; Insecta; Hemiptera; Aphididae
Product: cytochrome P450 4C1-like
Exons: 11
Coding region: 248-1273 (341 amino acids)
Molecular function (GO): monooxygenase activity; heme binding; iron ion binding
Source: RefSeq, a predicted model, not a curated record